Messenger RNA from Cyclopterus lumpus (lumpfish), 1908 nucleotides. It is a transcript of the gene ikbip, whose product is annotated as IKBKB interacting protein. Lineage: Eukaryota; Metazoa; Chordata; Actinopteri; Perciformes; Cyclopteridae. The transcript has 3 exons. The record is from RefSeq and is a predicted model, not a curated record. Bases 209 to 1408 code for a protein of 399 amino acids.
AGCAAAAGGGUCGUUUUUCUAUCGGAAACGCACGCAAAACACAGUCGUGAAAGACCUUUUUUACGGCACUAUGAACGCAUCUGCGCGAGACGUGUGUCACGAAUAGCCGGCUGGACUUCCUUCGUACCGUUUUGGGGGGCCGUUGUAUUCAUUCAGAGUUUUAAAAAAAAAUAAUAAUUACAAUUACAAAUAGUGUGCAAGAGUAAAAAUGCCGACAGAGUUAAAACAGAGGAAGAAGUCCCAAACCGCGAGCGUCAAAGAUGAGACGCCGAAGGACAAGACGGAAGCUGGAAGCGACGCAGGAGCAAAUAAAACGCCUUCGAGUUGGGACGUUAGAGGUGUAAUGUGCGUGUUGUCGCUUGCAGCGUGCGCAGCUCUCAGCUGGGUGGUGCUGCAACAGAAUGAGAGGUUUUCCGAAAUUGAUGAAAAGUACAAAUCGUUACACGGAAAGACUUCGAGUUUCUUCGACAUGGAGGAAGAAGUCCUGAAGGUUUCAGAAAAGCUCGCCGCCUCCGAAGACGACCUCCGGGAGGCGCUCUCCACCGUCUCCUUGGCGACGCGACUCCAGCAGGACAUCGCCACCCUCCACGCCGCGGUCACGGCGAUGCAGGCCGACGAGAACUCCGCCUCUCGCGACCUGCAGGCGGUCAACGCCCACUUCCUGAACGUGACGGAGACGUGGCAGGGGCGCCUGUCCGCCAUCGCCUCCGACCUGACCGCCCUGAAGGCCGAGUCUCGGGAAGCCCACGCCGGAGCCACGGGCCGGGUGAACGAGGCCGAGCAGAGGGGCCGGUCGCUGGCGGAGCGACUGGAGGAGCUGGAGGACAGCACCAGGAGGAACGCCCGAGCCCUGGAGCGCACGGAGGGAGACGACACCCGGCGGUCGCAGGACCACCUGGACUGGAACACCAAGCACAUCCACAAGCUGGAGGAGCAGAUCGGCGGCCUGACCAAGAGGGAGGCUGAGCUGAGGUCCCAGCUGCGGGAGCACGUUCCCCGGGCGCAGCAGUGCGAGGAGCACCUGCCCCAGGUGGAGGAGGCGGUGCGCUCCAUCCUGAGGCUGGCGGGCGACCUGAGCGGGGCGGAGAAGCGCCUGGAGGAGGUGACGUUGCAGGUGUUCGGCACCGAGGACAGCAUGCUGAAAGCCCUCAACGAAAUCCUCGAGAUCCGACGGGAGCUGGACACCCUGCAGGCUCAAAACAGCAUCCUCAAGAUGAAGAACGAGUUGUCCGUGGUCAAAGAGGCGGUCCGCGAACUCACCAUGGUGCUGCGGGGAAAUGCGGACGACAGCCAGAAGGACUCUGACACUCUGGAGGACGAAGGAUGGGAGGAGGAUGAGGAGGAGGAGGAGGAGGAGUGGGGAAAAGAGCAGACCACUAAACUUCUCCACGAUGACCUCACUGAAUGAUGGCAUUGUUUUGAUCCAAUAAGGAGGAGUCAAUACUCAGAGUUCAGUAUUAAUGUGUAUCUUAGUGCAGCAUUGCAUAAAUGUGCUCUGGUAUUCAUGCGCUGUAUUGUACAAUCAAGAAUAUUUAUUUUCCUAUUUGUUCAAUGUGGAGUGACAUUUAAGGUUUCUUUAGUAAUGUAUCAAAAAAUGCCCAAUUAUGUGAAAAUAUUUAUCUUUUCCAUUUGAUUGAUUUGGUGUUUUUCCAUCUUAUAUAGUUUAAACGUAAUCUUUUUAGGUUUAUAGGACUGUUGUUUGGGGGGAAACUAAAAUAUUCAAAAUUCCUAAUUGAUGUCUUUAAUUUUGUACAGUGAAUAUUUUUUGUAGAUGUGCAAUACAUCUUAAUGUUUUUGAUGACUUAUUACAUUUCCAUCUGAUUUUGGUUUCAUCUGUUUUAAAAAGCAUGGCACUCAUUUCACCCCUUUGAACUUAAUCAAUAAAAGCACCUCUUUUUUUUUAACCGA